Trichoderma virens Gv29-8 is the source of this 423-nucleotide messenger RNA. RefSeq lists its product as uncharacterized. Gene Ontology annotation, biological process: proteolysis. NCBI's taxonomy places the organism in Eukaryota, Fungi, Ascomycota, Sordariomycetes, Hypocreales, Hypocreaceae. Bases 1 to 423 code for a protein of 140 amino acids. The record is from RefSeq and is a predicted model, not a curated record. The transcript has a single exon. Gene Ontology annotation, molecular function: serine-type endopeptidase activity.
AUGUAUGCAACGGAACAAGGCGCCCAAAUCAUAUCUAUGCCAUGGACAAUCAAGCCGCCGACAGAACAAAAGAAGAAAGACGAAUUUGAUGAUGCAAUCCACAAUGCCCUGAACACAAAGGGCCUCCUUAUGUUUUGUGCUGCAAGUGAUCAGGGAAGUUCUGCUGACCUGAUGUAUCCGUACGGCAGCAACCCUAACAGCUUCAGAAUCAGCGCUGCUAAAGCCACGGGCAGUAUGCUCGACACGGUUGGCGAUGCGCACGAGCUUAGCUUCAUUUCCCCUAGCAACGAGGUUGUGAUUGACCACGACUAUCAAGAUGUGCAAGACAAAGCAUUCCGGGAAUUCGAAGCUCUUUCUGGUAGCUCUGUGGCGACUGCACUUGCAACUGGUUUGGCCGCACUUGUCAUGAGUGCGUCAGACUAG